UAGACGUCUGAGGCUUACUGGGUAUAUAUAUGAUGAUGAUGUCUCCAUAAAACAAGCAUAAAAAAAUCAUAUAAAAAACGUUACAGGUGAGUGAAGUCCUGCGCCGGAUGAGAUUCUUGUUCAGGGUGUUCUUCACUACACUGCCUCUGAGUUGUGAGAGUGUUUACUCUAGAAUUUUGGACACUUGACGUGUUGUAAUAGUACAUGUAUAAAACAGGGAAACUUCAGGUCAGUCAGCAUUUUGAUGUGACUCCAUCUGGACCGCUCCUCGUCUUCUCCACGCCGCCGAGUCUCGUUCUCUGCGCGCACGUUGUUGUCGUUUCCUCUGAAACGCGUCAUAAACAUCAAUGAAACAAGUGACUCUAACGUUUUAGCCGCGUGCCCUCUCGCGCCCCGCCUCUUCUCCAUUUUUUGCAGAAGGUAAACAGCCCAUGCUCCACAAACACACACGUUGGUUUCUCUUAUCGCGGCGCAACAGGCGCGCAACGGCGCGGCGUUUAUCCGCUGGCAUCUCAACCAACAAACAAGCCCGCGCCGCGCCGCACUUCUCUCCUGCAGCAGCGCGUUAAAUGACUUCUCACCUCCAAGACUGAAGGAUGACAUGUCGACUGUUGCCGCUCAUUGUUGUCCUCUGCGCGAGGAUGGGGGUCCGGGCCGCGCAGGAGUUGAAUGGCAGGAAAGUGGCCAUUGUCAUGAGAGAGGAGCCUGAAAACCCAAAGUGCUUCGCUGAAGGACAGAAGGACCUCACCUGUUUCUGGGAGGAGGAUGAGGAGCGAGCCGGACCCGUGGAGCAGUACUCCUUCACCUACGCCUACCAUCUCUCUGGCAGAAACGAGAACGGCAGCCGCUGCCCGCUGGUGCUGGUCCCCACCGCCGGAGGGAGAAGACUGUACGUCUGCCGACUGACACAGACCCACUUGUUCACCAGGAUGGACAUCAAGAUUCAGCGGCACAGAGUGCUGAUCCACAACCGCAGCCUUUUGAUCGAAACCCUCAUUCUGCUGGACCCGCCGGUGAACGUGACGGUGACCCGCACUGGCCAGCAGGGUCAGCUGAUGGUCAGAUGGCUGCCCCCGCCUCUCAAGUACAUGGACGACAGCAUGAUGUACCAGGUGGCCUUCAGCGAGGCCGACGCCCCGGCGGCUCAGGUGGAGGAGGUCAACACUCACUCGGAGCUGGUCCUGAGAGGUCUGCAGCCGGGCACUAAGUACCAGGUCCGAGUCCGCGUCAAGCUGGACGGCAUCAGCUUUAACGGCUUCUGGAGCGAGUGGAGUGAGCCGGUGCUGAUGGAGACGCUCCCAGCAGAGCUCAACCCUCUCGUCGUCUCCUUGACUGCCAUCGUCUUGUUGGUCUUCAUGGUGCUGGCGCUCAUGGUGUUCAGGUCUUACCGCAGGCACCUGAUGAGGAAGAUCUGGCCGGACGUUCCGAGUCCUGACAACAAGUUCCAGGACCUUUUCACCAGUUAUGGAGGAGACUUCCAGGCUUGGAUGGGGCACACAGUCGGCCCUCUGUGGUUGGGUCCACCCUUGGUCCUCUCAGAGGAGCGCCUCAGCGCCUUGGAAGUCCUGUCGGAGCUGAGCCCGUCGCUUCCCCCGCCUCUUCCUCCCAAGACCUCCAGAUCUCCGAGCGGCACCAUGAAGGAGGAGCGGGGAGACUCUGCUGAGAGAUGGGGCUCCACGGCCGCCGCUCACCUCAGUGGGACCCCCCGACACCCGCCGCCCUGCUCCCACGCUUCACUGCUGGAGUCUCAGGACGCCUACAUUUCGCUGAGCGGCCAGGAGAACCCGGAGGAGAACCUGGAGGAGGCCGUUCCUCUGGAGGUGCUGUUUCCUUCCAGGAAGGCCACGCGCUCGGAAUCGCCCUCCGACCUGGGGUCCGGGCGCCUGUCCUCCCAGUCCAGCGGCGAGUACCCGGGCCACAGCUGGGUCCACAAAGGCUCCGGCUACACCUACAUGGCGGUGGCCGACUCGGGCGUGUCGAUGGACUACAGCCCAAUGAGCCGACCUGAGGACGUGGCCAAGGUGCUUCUGUACGCCAACGACAUCCCGGCUCACAGGAAGCACGUGCUCUCCAGGCAGCCGCAAGAGAGCUGAGGUCCAUGCUCCAGCAUGAAUAUGUUGCUCUGGUCACCGUCUCAGAUUCGUCCCCAAAAACCAACUGUAGGCAGAAGAACGUUUCUCUCACAAUUCUUCCACUGGAGAGUUGCUUGAAGAUAUUUGAAGUGUAGCGUCAUAUUUCUAUUUUCACAACACGUAUUUUUGUACUUGCAUGUCUUGUUACAUCACAUAGUUUGUUUAUAGUCUUUGUAGCAUUAGCAUCCAGCUGAUUCGACAAUAUCACUUAAAAGGUCGACACUGAAUGAGACUCUCUCCAUGGCUCAUCAUUUUUCAUCUCAACAUUCAAGAGCAGGUUGAGUGGCAACAUUCAGCAAUAAAUGAGGAAUCAAACCUAUGAUCUAAAAUCUUCUUUGUUUUUAAUGUAUUUA
Synchiropus splendidus (mandarinfish) is the source of this 2485-nucleotide messenger RNA. RefSeq names its product erythropoietin receptor (gene epor). The record is from RefSeq and is a predicted model, not a curated record. Gene Ontology annotation, biological process: hemopoiesis; cytokine-mediated signaling pathway; positive regulation of cell population proliferation. Gene Ontology annotation, molecular function: cytokine receptor activity; protein binding. Bases 597 to 2093 code for a protein of 498 amino acids. The transcript is spliced from 8 exons. Lineage: Eukaryota; Metazoa; Chordata; Actinopteri; Syngnathiformes; Callionymidae. Gene Ontology annotation, cellular component: external side of plasma membrane; membrane.